Olea europaea var. sylvestris is the source of this 3936-nucleotide messenger RNA. RefSeq lists its product as uncharacterized. The transcript has 3 exons. The coding region runs from base 561 to 3593 and encodes 1010 amino acids. The record is from RefSeq and is a predicted model, not a curated record. Lineage: Eukaryota; Viridiplantae; Streptophyta; Magnoliopsida; Lamiales; Oleaceae.
CUGGGGUGUUCAUACAGAAGUGUAAUGUGACAGUUAUCACUGACUAUGGUUAGGAAAUUAACGCUUGACUACUUCUGUAAUUCUCUCUUUGCAGUGAUAGGUUAUGGGCAGAUUGUUGUCCUAUUUCUACAAUUGAAAUAACGAAUUGCUAUUGAAUGGAUUAAGCGCACACUUAAAAUAAUUUGAGCAAACACAUUCUUAACAUAAUCAAUUCUCACAAAUCUCCAAGAAUUCUUGAUCUCUCUCAAUAUCUCUCUCAAUUCGAAAAUUCAGGAUUUGAAUUGAUGUCUUUUUAUUGAUUCCAGUUACUGAGCUACGACCCGACUAUUCCUGAAUCCUACAAGGGAAUAGAGUAAGGAUCUACCGGAAGCAUAUACUCACUUCGAGUACGAGCCUUGAUCUGUCCAUUUCCAUCUUACAUAAAACUGUCUCUCUCCCGUUUCGAAUUUCCAGAGUUCCCUAGAAUUUUCAUCAAUUUCAAUCUUAUAUCUUCUCUGAAUCGAAAUUAUUUUUCUUUAUCGCUCUUCGAAAUUUAGGGUUUCGACUUGAAUUGGAAUGAGAUGAUAUCCAUGAUAAGCAGUAGCAAAAAAGGUUCGUCGGACGGAAAAAACGAAGACGCUAUUAAAGAUGAACCCAACGUCCGUUUCACCAGUGGUAGCAGUGUCUCUUUAGGCGGAGGAGAUUUGGGCUUGAAUCAAGAGGGCCCUUCGGAAGAAGCUAGGGUUUCUGGUGAAAGUGCGGUUAAAUCAGAGCAAGCUAUGUUUUCUGAGGCGAGUGAGGAUGUUUUGAUUGAAUCUCGAGUUACCGAGGUGAAAAAUGAAGAAAAUAAAUCUGUUGAUUCGUAUGGAGUUUCGGAGAAUCAGGAUAGUUUUUCUAUUCCGACUGAUUCUUGGGACGAUAAGAAUAAGAUACAUACUGGUACGGCAGGAGAUCAUGAUUCGUCGCUCUUGGGACUUGACGAGUUUGUCACGAAGGGAAAAGGUGAAGAAGUCGGCAAUGGCUACCAAGUUGGUGACAUGGUGUGGGGCAAAGUAAAAUCACACCCGUGGUGGCCUGGAUUUAUAUACAAUGAAGCCUUUGCUACGCCUUCUGUUAGGAGAACCAAACAUGAGGGCCAUGUGUUGGUGGCAUUUUUCGGGGAUGGCAGCUAUGGGUGGUUUGAACCAGCUGAACUAAUACCAUUUGAGAAGAAUUUUGCGGAAAAAUCUCGGCAAACACUUUCACGGUCAUUUUCAAAGGCAGUGGAUGAAGCUGUGGAUGAGGUAUCUCGAAGAAGGGGUUUGGGUCUGGCCUGCAGAUGUCGAAACAAGUUUAAUCUUUGGCCCACUGGUGUUGAGGGAUACUUUAUUGCAGAUGUAGCUGGUUAUGAACCGGGCGCAGUUUAUCCUACGAGUCAGAUUGAAAAAGCACGAGAGCGUUUUCUUCCCCGGGAGAUGCUCACUUUCGUUCAGCAGCUAGCCUUGAAACCCUUGUCAGAUAAAUACUGGAUGCUAGAUUUUAUCAAGAACAAGGCCACGGUUUUAGGGUUCAGGAAGGCCCUGUUUGAGGAGUAUGAUGAGACGUAUGCACAAGCCUUUGGUACUGAGUUUGUGCGCCCUGCUCGGCCCACAAAGCCACCUGUUAUGGAUUCAUCUAAAGAUCCUUUGAGUGGCCGACUUGUCAUUGCAGAAGCUCUUGGUAAGGAGAAAAGCUCUGCAAAACCUGUUAGAAUAAAGGACCAAAUUGAGAAAGAAAAGUAUUUAUUUAAACGCCGAGACACACCAAAUGAGUUUAAGGCUAAAAAAGCAAGCUUGACGCAAGUAGGCUCCUCUAGUCAGCCUCUUUCGGAAGAUGGGUUGCAUGUUUCUGGGAAAGUUCAUUCUGGCAUAUCUGAGCAUGUUCAUCAGACUCCCGAGCCCGGAGUUUCUGAAGGCCUUGACCGACCUAUCAGUCAUCAGUUUUCUGCUGAAGAUUUACAAGAAAAGAAACUUCAGGACGUUUGCAGUGGUCCCAAGAAGCUUUUUGACAAUGGAGCUAAGAAAGCAAAGGUUCACAAGCGUCCUGCUGGGGAAAUAAGCACCGAGAAUACAGUUCUGACAGAGAAGAAGAAGAACAACAAGAAGAAAAAGAAUGAAAUGGGCAUUAGGGUUAACCAUGUGCAGAUAACUGGAGUUGUCGAUAACAGCGGAGAAGCACUCAUGAGAGCUUCUGGAACAUCUUCUCAAGAUUCUCUGGGUGAAAAGUCUCAGCUUCCUUCGAUGGAAACAUGGCAGGCUGUUGGGAUUGGGGAUGCAGAGUUUGAACUUGCAGUUCUACUGAAAGAUUUGCAAGCUCUUGCUCUCAACCCCUUCCAUGGCAUAGAAAGGAGGAGUCCAGCUAUUAUAAAGCAGGUUUUAUCAAAAUUCCGAUAUCUCGUCUACCAGAAGAGCUUGGUCUUGUCAGCUCCAGCAGAGAACGAUUUAAAUGAAGCUCGUACAAGUAAAUUACCUGCUACAGGGAAUAUCAAAGAGAUUUCAACUGUGAAGCCUGUUAAACCUCUGGUCAGGCAUGAUGAUCCGGGCAAAGUUGGGAAGAAACGUGAUCCAUCUGAUCGUCUUGAAGAAAUUGCUUCAAAGAAAAACAAGAGAUUUGAUGAUGUGAAAUCAUUGGCAGCGGAGAAGAAGGCUGCCCGAAAGGCUAUAGACAUCCAACGGGGGGAUGUAAAAGAAACGGGUGUGAAAAUUGUAUCACUAACAUCCAAAAAAGCAAUUAAAUUGGAAUCUAGCAAGAGGAUAGAGCAGCAGCCAACGAGAGCUGCGAGUCGUACAAUGCUUGUUAUGAAGUUUCCACAAGGAGGAGCACUUCCUUCAAUUGCAGAACUGAAAGCAAAGUUUGCUCGUUUUGGUCCAUUGGAUCACUCUGGUACUCGAGUUUUCUGGAAGACAUAUACGUGCCGUCUUGUCUACCAGUCCAAGGUUCAUGCUCAAGCUGCCUUGAAGUUUGCUUCAGGAAGUAACAAUUUAUUUGGGAAUACAAACGUGAGAUGCUAUAUCCGGGAAAUGGAAGUCGAGGGUCAAGAAUCGGAACAGGCCAAGGUUCAGAAGGACGACUUAUUAACUGGGGCCUCCCAACAACCUAAAGAUUAUGUAGCUGAGCAGAGGGUGGCCGCUAAACUUUCUUUGCCGCUGAAUCAGCGACCGCCUGCCCAGCUCAAGUCUUGUCUGAAGAAGUCCUCAGGCGAUGAAGGGGGCAAUGGUAGAAGCACGCGCGUCAAGUUCGUAUUAGGCGGGGAUGAGACGCAGUUGAGCGUGAAUGAGAACACCAAUGUCAUUCCUACUUUUCCCGAGGUUGCUGCUUCUACACAUUCAGUCGAUCUUAGUAGUAAGAAUUUUGCGAAGGUUGUUUCUCAUUCUGCCAAUGCCAAUCCUUUGACUUCUAAUCAGUUUCAAAAUUUGUGGAGUAAUAUGCCAUUUUCUGAGCAAGUAUCUGCAUCGUUUAAUGCUCCACGUAUACCCAUCAUCCCAACAACAAAUAAUGAUAUUGCACAACAGAUGCUUAAUCUUCUAAUCAAGUGCAAUGAUGUGGUUUCCAACUUGAGGGAAACGCUCGGCUAUGUGCCUUACCAUCCUCUAUAAACCGGAACACGAAGAAAAAAUUGAAUCUUAAGAAGUGAAAUAAGAUCCCAGUUGGUAAACCAAUGAAAGAAAAAAAAGUUGUGGGAAUGGAGAUGUGCGGUGAAAACAGGGGAAGCCGAAGCACAAGAUGAUAUGGACCGGUCGAGCCUUCGUUGUUGCGAAUUCUGUGGUUUAAUUUGUUUGGUAUCGUAUUGUUAGUAAGUGAUGAAAUUAUUAUUGUUAAGACUUGUUAUUUUUUCCGAUAUGAUCUAGACUUCGUGACUACGCACGCCCUCUCUCGACCAGUUGGCCGAGCUGUCAAUGGAAUAUUGUAAAUAAAUUAGGAUGUGAUGCUUCAGACUCA